AUGGCUGUACUAAGAGCGUUCAUCGUUGGGACCGUGACAGUACAUCUUACGCAUGUAGUCUACAAGUGGAACGAUUCCUCUCAUAGGACCGUGGAGAUUCUUGUCGGACAACGCUUGGAUUAUUACAGGAGACACGAAAAAGACUGCUUGACGACGGACGUCGACGAUGCCAUAGAUGUCGAGGUCAUGAUCUCCAUCAAACUCGUUCAAGAACCCGGCGCUGCUUUUCCCGUGGCUCACGUCACGUUCAUGCCUUCGGCUGGUCGCCAGCGUAUUCGCGUUCCUCCCGGGUUCAGGAUCGUCUUGAGAAAUGACUCUUCCAUUAGCGUCGAGCGUAUGCCACUCGAAGGAGCUGUCCCCCCCGCGCUGACUGACGCGCAAGUGCACAAUGCAAACUGCUACUGGUCUGUGCCGAGGCGGGAGGACGGACACGCCGUCAGAGAAGCGUGGCUCAGCUAUGAAUGGGCAGGCACCUCAGAACAUGGCGCCCUUCUCUGGCCCGUCUUCAAACAGCCUACCAGCUUUGACCGUGAAUCACUCAAGGAUGUCAUCACGCCGUGGUCUGUCCGGCACUUCCUUCUUAACAAGGCUCUCGAAGACAGAUACAACCCCAUUCCGUCCGCUGUCUUCGUAGAGAAGCGUUUCCGUGUCCACCACGCACGCAAACGAUUCAGCCUCACCAAUAUCAACCGCCUGAUGAUCUUGGCCGGAGCCCCUGAGGAACGUCGCGCGGAUUUAGAAUAUGGUGCGAAGCUCGUUAUGGCUGCAUUGAACUCGGAAGUGGUCACGGACGCGGUGUAUGAGGAGACUCUCGCAGAUGCCUACGCACAGGGCAUGCUGGGUGUGUAG
Messenger RNA from Peniophora sp. CBMAI 1063, 849 nucleotides. Lineage: Eukaryota; Fungi; Basidiomycota; Agaricomycetes; Russulales; Peniophoraceae. The record is from the annotation of a GenBank genome assembly.